CAUUUGAUAUUUUCGGAAAUGCAUUUUCAAAUUCUGUAAAAAUUUUGAAAAAAAAAUAUUUCAAAAAUGCAUUUCCGAAGUAGGGAUAUUUAGAGGUUUUCGCUGGGUCACCCCAUAGGGGUCAAUAAAGAAAUUCUCAAGAAAAUAAAUUUUAAUAUUAAGCCCAAUCCAAAUCCUUCUGGCCCAUUCAGAAAAGACAAAAGUAAACCCAUUUCAAAAACUAAAACCCUAAAUCCCCAAAUCCGUAGCUCCUGAACUCUACUCGCCGGAAAACACUGACGGAGUUGGUUUUCGGCUGACAGAAACAACCAGAAAUCCAGGGAAUUUGAAUUUCAGAGGAUAUAGUUGUAGCAGUUUGUGUUGUCUGUGUAAGAAAUUUCCAUGGACCUUUUUGGUGGCAGUGAUUCGGAAAAUGAUGAUAUCUCGAAAAUCGAGAUAAACCAAGAUUAUGCUCGUAGGUUUGAGCAUAACAAGAGGCGGGAGGAUCUCCAUCGUUUUGAGGAAUUAAAAAAGAAGGGUGUUAUUGAUUCGGAAGAUGAUGAAUCGGAGUCUGAAUCAUCUGAUGAUGAUAUUGAUAAAAGUUUUGAUCCUAGGAGUACUACGAAAUUCUUUGAUGCGUUGAUUAAAGUGAGGAAGAAGGAUCCUGUUCUUAAGGAAAAGGAUGUUAAGCUUUUUGAAUCGGAUCAUAGUAGUGAAGAUGAAGGUGAUGAUGAGAAGAGUGAACCGAAAGAUAAGGGGAAAAAGAAAAUGUAUUUGAAGGAUGUGGUGGCAAGGCAUUUGAUUGAGGAGGGGGCGGAUUUUGGUGAUGAAGAGGAAGAGAAAGGUGUAUCAAAGAGUAGUAAGGGUAAAAAGGCAAUGUCUUUGAAUCAGGAAGAGACGGGUUUUGUGAAUAGGGAUGGGAAGAAGAGUUAUGUGGAUGAGCAAGAGGAGUUGAAAAGGGCUUUUCUUGAAGCAGUAGAAAAGGAUGGUUUAGAAGAUGGGGAAGGGGAGUUUUUCAAAUCGAAGGAGAAGGGAGGUGAAGACCAAGUAGAGAGUGAAGACGAGGAACUUGUUGAGAAACUGAAUGAAUAUUUCGGUAGAGAUGCUGAAACAAAUAAAAAUUCUAAAUUUCUAAGAGACUAUUUCAAGAAUCAAAUGUGGAUAGACAAGAAUGUGGAGAGUUUGAAUGUCGGAGAGGAAGAUUUUCAAGAAAUUUCUGAGGAUGAGAUGGAAAUUGAGAGGCAGGAAGUGUAUGAGCAUAGAUUUCAGGAAAAUCCGGGAGAUAGAGUGUUGGGUCAUGCUCGUAAGGUGGAGGGGUCAGUGAGGAAAAAGACAAACACAAGGAAAGAGCAGAGAAAGAGCAAAGAGGAGAGAAUGGCAAUAGCACAAAAGGAAAGGGAGGAGGAGUUGAAACAUUUAAAGAAUGUCAAGAAACAGGAGAUACGGGAGAAGGUCAAAAAGAUCAUGAAAACUGCUGGGAUUAAUGAUGAUGAUGUUAUCCCUUUGUCUGCUGCCGAAUUAGAAGAGGAGUUUGACCCCGAGGAGUAUGAUAGAAUGAUGAAGAAAGCAUUUGAUGAUAAGUAUUAUAAUGCAGAGGAUGCUGACCCUGAAUUUUGUAGUGAGGACGAAGAGGACAUGGAGAAGCCGGAUUUUGAAAAAGAGGAUGAAUUACUUGGGCUUCCUAAAGGCUGGGAUGAAUCUGGAUCUGAUGGUGGGUUUUUGGCUGCAAGAGAAAAUGCUUUGAAGGAAAAGACUGAGAUUACUAGUGAUGAUGAUGGUGAUGUCGUUGAAAGUGAUAAUGAGAUAGAGGAAAUUCUCGACGAAGGUAGUAGUCGGAAGAGGAAGCGUAAAACAGCUCUUUUGGAGAAAGCUAGGCAGGCAAUGAUGGAGGAGUACUAUAAACUAGAUUACGAGGACACAAUUGGGGACCUGAAAACAAGAUUCAGGUAUGCCAAAACAAAGCCCAACAAAUUUGGCAUUGGCUCCUCUGAGAUACUAUUGAUGGAUGACAAGGAAUUGAAUCAAUAUAUUUCCUUGAAAAAACUUGCUCCUUACCAGGAGGAGGAAUGGAAGCUUAGCAAACAAAAAAAAUACAUGCUGAAGAUGAGAGCUAAGGAGAUCCUUGCUGCAGCAAGUAUGCAUAAGAAGAAAAAUAAGAAGUCAAAGGUUAAUUCUAGCAAGAUAAUAACUUCAUCAAGCAAUGUUGUGGAGGGUGAAAAAGCAAACGCAGCAGACAAUGUUGUGGAGAAUGAAAAUGCAAACACAGAAGAAUCAAAAUCAAAAUCAAGGAAAGCCAAGAGAAGGGAAAACAUGGCUAAUUUAAAGUUAUCACAGUCGAGGCUUAAAGCAUAUGGAAAGACAACAUGAAAAUCUAAGCGUAUGGUUUGAGCAGUAUUCCCAUACUCUUAUAGAAGAUUGGAAGUUUGGACGUUCCAAGGGACAAUGUUCUGGCCCAAGUUUUGUGUGUGGAGAAGUUUUUGUCUUUCUAGUUUUCUCCAUUAGAUGUACUUUAUGUAUGGAAUUCUCAGUUAUAGUCAAACUCUAUCUUUGGGAUCAGCAA
Messenger RNA from Vicia villosa (hairy vetch), 2539 nucleotides. RefSeq lists its product as uncharacterized. NCBI's taxonomy places the organism in Eukaryota, Viridiplantae, Streptophyta, Magnoliopsida, Fabales, Fabaceae. Gene Ontology annotation, cellular component: nucleolus; 90S preribosome. The coding region runs from base 382 to 2346 and encodes 654 amino acids. The record is from RefSeq and is a predicted model, not a curated record. Gene Ontology annotation, biological process: endonucleolytic cleavage in ITS1 to separate SSU-rRNA from 5.8S rRNA and LSU-rRNA from tricistronic rRNA transcript (SSU-rRNA, 5.8S rRNA, LSU-rRNA). The transcript has 3 exons.